Molecule: messenger RNA, 378 nt
Organism: Laccaria bicolor S238N-H82
Lineage: Eukaryota; Fungi; Basidiomycota; Agaricomycetes; Agaricales; Hydnangiaceae
Exons: 2
Coding region: 1-378 (125 amino acids)
Source: RefSeq, a predicted model, not a curated record
AUGGAACUUGUUCAUGAAGGGUACAUUAACAAUCGUCCUCCUCACAUUGCAGAUCCGCAAAAUUCUUGUCUGGCAAAAUUGGAACAUCAAGACUUUUCGACCAUGUCUGCAUCAGACAUCCAAAACAAGAUGCGCCACAAGCAGGUCGUUGUCACUGGGCUCCCCUUUGAUGACAAAAUGGAGUUCAAUGCUAAUGGCCUUCGCACCGUCGUUGGUUCCAUGACUGCGCAGAUCUCCAUUACCGACUUCUCAGUCAUCAACCCAGGGACCGAUUGUGUUCCCUCGGUCGUGAGUGGCAAGGUUAACGACCUUCUUGAGAAUGCCUCCAGCACUGGCAAGAUUUUGAACGGACUCGACCUCACUUCAGUCACCUACUGA